This is a messenger RNA of Rhinichthys klamathensis goyatoka, 1451 nucleotides long. RefSeq names its product potassium voltage-gated channel, delayed-rectifier, subfamily S, member 3b (gene kcns3b). The record is from RefSeq and is a predicted model, not a curated record. Gene Ontology annotation, biological process: protein homooligomerization; potassium ion transmembrane transport. Bases 51 to 1319 code for a protein of 422 amino acids. Gene Ontology annotation, molecular function: protein binding; voltage-gated potassium channel activity. Lineage: Eukaryota; Metazoa; Chordata; Actinopteri; Cypriniformes; Leuciscidae. The transcript has a single exon. Gene Ontology annotation, cellular component: membrane; voltage-gated potassium channel complex.
UGCAAGUAUUUCAUUGGCAAGACUUCCAGAUUCAACGAAUCAGCACCACCAUGAUGUAUGGACAAAUUCUCCACCAUCAAGGCAGGGAGGAAGAUCUCAUUAACCUCAACGUUGGAGGCAUCCAGCACAAGGUGGAGCGCUGCGUUCUGCUCCGGUUCCCCAACACACGCGUGGGUCAGUUAAUCCAGUGCUGCAGCGAUGCCGCCAUCUUGGAACUCUGUGACGACUACAGCCCCGCUGAACAGGAAUACUAUUUCGACCGGAGCCCUCAAGUCUUCCACUGUGUUCUGAACUUCUACCGUACGGGACACUUUCAUGCUCUUGAGGAACUGUGUGUGUUUUAUUUCAGCCAGGAGAUCGAAUACUGGGGCAUUUGUGAGCUGGAUCUGGAAGCCUGCUGUCUCGAUUGGUUCCUUGAACGGAAGCAGAACGCUUGUGGCCGGUCAGGUAGUGGCACCUCAUCAGAGGGUAUCUCGGUUGUGAGCAGUGACCUGUGGAGGUUUGAGGGCACCUGGUGUUCAGAAGCGCGUAAGCUCAUGUGGCAAACUCUUGAAGAUCCCAGUCACUCCAAAUGUUCCAAAGGUGUAGCGGUGGUUUCUGUCCUGGUCAUUUUGACCUCCAUUGUGGCCAUGUGUAUCCACAGUAUGCCGGAAUUCAGGCACGCAACUGACAGUGAGCAUUCUGUCCUAGACUCUCUGGAGGUCAUCUGUAUCCUUUUCUUCUCAGUGGAGUUUGCCCUGCGGGUCGUAGCAGCUCCUCGCCCAUGGAGUUUUUUGGGAAACCCUCUGAACAUGAUCGACAUAGCUUCUAUCUUGCCUUUCUACGUGACUCUGGCCUUUGAAAGUUUGGACGAAGAUGAUGGGGAGAAAAACCAAAGUCUGGUCAACAUGGGCAAGUUGGUUCAGGUUCUCCGGUUAAUGAGGGCCUUCAGGGUCCUAAAGCUUGCAAGACAUUCAGAAGGGGUGAGAGCGUUUGGGGAAACUCUAAAGAACUGUCACAGUGAGGUGGGUCUCCUCAUUCUUUUCAUUUAUGUUGGAAUAUCGUUCUUCUCAACUUUUAUCUACUACACUGAAAAGGAAGAAGCUUUGUCCAAACUCUCUUCCAUUCCUGUUUGUUGGUGGUGGGCCAUUAUUUCAAUGACAACAGUAGGAUACGGAGAUGUAUAUCCACAGACAGUGGCUGGGAGAAUUGUAGCUACACUUUGCAUUCUCUGUGGGUUACUUGUGACUUCUUUACCCAUCACCAUCAUCAUGAACACAUUUUCUAAGUAUUUUGAAAGAAAUACACCUAGGAGGUGCCUUUCAGAAGCUAAACCAUAGGAAAAUGUCAACCAUUCCCUGUGAAAAUGUUAAAAGGCUGGCUUGCUUUUUGCAAUCUUCAGAAACAUUUAAGGAAAAGUCAUUCUUUUGUACAGUAUAAAUUGUAUAGACACUCUAUUAAUCUUUACAUUA